AUGUGGAAUCCGCCGAUCUCGCGGCUUCUAAACAAUCCCGAAAUUGGCGAGCUCACCGUUCGUGAGAUUGACGUAUCUGGAAUACACAUUCCUCGACUGGACAUUGAUGGACGCGUUAUUCCUCACGAUCCAGAGAUUGACGGCCCUCAGCACCAAGGUCCUCUGAUCGACAAUACUGGUUCAGAGCUUCCUGGACAUCCCGAGCGUCAUGUCGAGGCUUCUCGGAGGAAUAAUGCCCCAGUUCAGAUUAAUGGGCAACGUUUCGCUAUACGCCUGGAGCCAGAGACCGAUGGCGCUCAAAACCGCAACGAUGCUGCACCCGACAACCGAGCCGGCCCUGCGCAGGCCGAGCCAGGAGGGCUCGCCAGAAAAUGGCUUCGAUUUCGCCAUUUCGUCAUCAAUGAGCUCCCGACGUGGCCGCUCGACGGGCAAUUCCCCGUGUACGCUACCAUCACCUUUAUCUACAUCUUGCUGUGCGAGCUUAUCAUGUUCAUGGUCGUUAUCCUCUCCGUGGGUGCGCUCAACAUCAUGCUCCAGAUGGAAUCCGGCCCCCGAGCCGUCUCACAGCAGAUCCUCAAGGACAUACCCUUUGCGUACUUGAGACAUAUGACAAUCCUAUUCUCCUGCUCAGUCGUGGUGGACGGGUUCACUGUGUUCCACCUGGGACCGCCAGAAGAGCACGGACUGCGCCUGUUUCCCAUGCUCUACCUGCACCGGCAGUCAGCCCGGCUUUGCGUGCCAGUUGCCAACAGACUUCUGGACCUGUACACAGUCAUCUCAGUAGUCAACUGCGCACUUCUCGGAUACAGAUUACUUUCUGCCAAUUAA
Akanthomyces muscarius is the source of this 828-nucleotide messenger RNA. RefSeq lists its product as uncharacterized. The transcript has 2 exons. The record is from RefSeq and is a predicted model, not a curated record. Bases 1 to 828 code for a protein of 275 amino acids. NCBI's taxonomy places the organism in Eukaryota, Fungi, Ascomycota, Sordariomycetes, Hypocreales, Cordycipitaceae.